This is a messenger RNA of Eremomyces bilateralis CBS 781.70, 1563 nucleotides long. RefSeq lists its product as uncharacterized. The coding region runs from base 1 to 1563 and encodes 520 amino acids. Gene Ontology annotation, molecular function: transmembrane transporter activity. Gene Ontology annotation, cellular component: membrane. Lineage: Eukaryota; Fungi; Ascomycota; Dothideomycetes; Eremomycetales; Eremomycetaceae. The transcript is spliced from 7 exons. Gene Ontology annotation, biological process: transmembrane transport. The record is from RefSeq and is a predicted model, not a curated record.
AUGGGCAUGCCAUCGUUUGCGGCGUCGAACGCCAUCAUUUACCUCACAUAUGGACUUUUCCUAGUUGGUGGAGUCGCGAUCGCAUGGCGAGUCCGCACUCACAAUACGAAGGAGUAUCUCUCCAGCAAUGGGACACAGAAGGGCAUACCGCUUGCCCUGAACUUUAUAGCUUCGGCUCUUGGAUCUGGUAUCUUGUUUACGUACCCAGAGAUUGCAACGCUCUGUGGCGUCCAAGGACUUAUCGUCUAUGCUCUGUCGAGUUCCCUGCCGCUCUUGAUAUUUGGGUACCUUGGUCCCAUUAUCAGAAAGCGAUGCCCGGAGGGUUUCGUCCUGACCGAAUGGACGAGACAGAGAUACGGAAUCGUAACGGCGCUGUUCUUGAGCUUCUUCACACUGGUGACGUUAUUCCUGUACAUGGUUGCCGAACUAUCAGCAAUCCAGCAGAUUGUCACUGCAUUGACCGGCCUGAACGGACUGCCGGCAGUGAUUGUGCAAUGCGUCGUUACCACAAUUUAUACCACUAUCGGGGGUUUCAAGGUCUCAUUCAUCACGGACAACAUUCAAGGCGGACUGGUCUUGCUUAUUAUCGUGGUGUCCGUGAUCUCAGUCGGCGUCGAGACCGACAUCGAUCGGAGCAAGAUUGAUUCAUCGGGGCUGCUAAAGUCGAGCCUGCUUGGAUGGCAGCUCGUAUACAUCCUUCCAGUCGCCAUUCUCACCAAUGACUUCUUCAUUUCGGGAUUCUGGCUCCGUACAUUCGCCGCGAAAACAGACAAGGACCUUCGCAUCGGCGUUACCAUCGCGACGGUCGUUGUGGCCAUGAUUUUGACGUUGGUUGGCAGCUCUGGCCUACUUGCCGCUUGGUCCGGAGUUUGGGAGCCAGAUAAUGACGACGCUCCAGGAAGCAUGGCGCUCUUCCUCCUCCUGGGUCGGCUUCCAGCCUGGGUUGUAGGUAUUGUCCUCGUCAUGGUCAUCACCCUCUCCACCGCGGCGUUCGACUCUUUCCAAUCCGGAAUGGUGGCGAACGGCUCGAAUGACCUAUUCAAAAAUAAGCUUCCGCUCUGGACGGUGAGGGUCUGCGUCGUCCUCGUCAUCAUCCCCGUCGUGGUUCUCGCGCUGAAAUCACCCGAUAUCCUGACCAUCUACCUGAUCUCGGAUCUCGUGUCGGCAUCCCUCGUUCCGCCACUUCUGGUUGGGCUAGUCGACCGGUUUUAUAUGUGGCGAGGCUUCGAGGUCGUGGUUGGCGGGCUUGGUGGGAUCUUGUCCGUCUUUAUUUUCGGAACCAUCUAUUAUGGGGACGCGAGGAAGGGUGGCGAGCUCAUCAUCCUUCAGGGCGGUCUGUACGGGAGCGAUUGGGGCGCGUUUGGUGCCUUCGUCGCCGCCCCUGUUGGAGGCAUGCUUUUUGCUCUGGCGGCAUUUGCGCUGCGGAUCGGGACGCUGUGGCUGUGGAGCAGAUUUGGCAACAGGAAGUUCGAUGCGUUCGAUCGGCCCGUUGUGCGAGCUGUUCCUGAUUUAGAUGAUGUUGAGGUGGAGAGCCAGUACGUGGCAAAUGGGAAGUUCAUUUGA